Psylliodes chrysocephalus is the source of this 3835-nucleotide messenger RNA. The record is from the annotation of a GenBank genome assembly. Lineage: Eukaryota; Metazoa; Arthropoda; Insecta; Coleoptera; Chrysomelidae.
CUCAAGUACGCCCUUGACUAAGAAGAUAAUAAUUGUAUUAUUAAUAUUAUUUAUCUUGUUUUUACAGCAACAGCAGUAGUUAAAUGUUAAAUGUUAAAAGAUCCAAUUUGUGAAAUUGUUGUUAAAAUGAUAAAACCGUAUUUAUAUUUCUUUUUAUUUCAGUGUACCCAUUACAUUUUCUUUUAUGGCGGCGUCAUCUUCAAAACCGGCUCUGUAUAUUUUAAGCAGUUCCACAACAUUUAUUUCUAUUUAAAUAAUUACGAUUAUUAUUCAUUCAUUUACACAUUAAUAGCUUUUACGUACUCUUAUCGCUGUUCUUCGAUUCCAAAUGAACAAAUUCUGGUCAGUACUUGCUAGUUAGGAUAAGUUAGUAUCUUAGAUACCUACAAUAUUAUUGUAAUGAAUGUACCUAUUGUAUCGACUUAUCGCGAAAUGGAAAGAUUUGAUAUCGAACAUUAAAAUCGAAGAUAAAUAAAAUUAACGUAGGCUUAUGGACGUUGUUAUUGAAUUUGAAUACUAAAAGUUUCAGUGUUGAAGUUUUUGCGAACAGCCUACCUACCAUGCAGAAUGGUCCAGAAAAUAGCUCUUUAAUACAAAUAGAUAAUAAUAACUAUGGAUCUAUUGGACGCAAUAUGGAUAACAGUGUAUCAAGUUCCAGGGGCAUAGUAUAUUGUGUCCAUGGUAAACCUAGUGCAGGAUGUUGUACCGUAUUAGAGGGAGAAUUAUUAGAAAUGGAAGGAGAAUCUACAAUUAACACUAAGGAAAAUGUGGAUACUGCGAACCUCAUUAAUAAACACUGUCAUCAGAAUCAGGCAGCUGGAAUAGAUAAAUCAGCUAGAAGAAAACUUAUUAUGGCCAGUAUACUCUGCGUUAUAUUCAUGGUGGGUGAAGUAAUAGGUGGUUACCUAUCAAACAGUUUAGCCAUAGCCUCUGAUGCGGCGCAUCUUUUAACAGAUUUUGCAAGUUUUAUGAUUUCAUUAUUUUCACUUUAUAUGGCCAGCAGACCAUCCACUAAAAAGAUGUCAUUCGGUUGGUAUAGGGCUGAAGUCAUAGGAGCUCUAACUUCGGUACUAUUAAUCUGGGUCGUUACUGGAAUUUUAGUUUAUAUGGCAAUACAAAGGAUUAAAAAUAAGACUUACGAAGUAGAUGCAGAAGUGAUGUUAAUCACUUCCGGUGUAGGUGUUGUUGUUAAUAUUAUAAUGGGUCUCACAUUGCAUCAACACGGUCAUACUCACGGACCAAAAACUAGUGGAGAACACGGAGAAGUGAAUAUUAAUGUUAGAGCCGCUUUUAUACACGUUUUAGGAGAUUUUCUACAAAGUUUUGGAGUAUUUGUUGCUGCUAUUGUUAUAUACUUUAAACCCAACUUGAUGAUUGUAGAUCCGAUAUUAACAUUCGUAUUUUCUGUAUUAGUUCUAAUAACUACAUUUGCAAUUAUUAAAGAUGCUUUGAUGGUAUUAAUGGAAGCAUUGCCAAAUGGUAUUAACUUUGAAGAAGUUAUGAAUACGUUAUUGAAGAUAGAAGGAGUUGAAAGGGUUCACAACUUAAGAAUAUGGGCUCUAAGUUUGGAGAAAAUUGCGAUGUCUGCUCAUAUUGCUAUAAGCUCCGGAACAAAUCCUCAAAAUGUCUUAAUGGUAGCAACAAAAAAUAUACAUGAAAAAUAUAAUUUUUUCGAAAUGACAUUGCAGAUUGAAGAAUUUCAAGAGGUUAUGGAAGAUUGCACACAAUGUAAAAAUCCUGAUUAAAAAUAUGAAAUACCUAGUUGUUAUUUAUUAAAUACUUUUUUAUAUAAAAUAGUUCAUUUGUUUAAAAAAUUCAUCUUAAAUUGCCGUUUUUUAUAGACCUCCCUCUAGUUAAUACAGUGGCGCAGCCCGAAAUUGAAUCUGGGGCAUCUUAAUAAUGGUUUCCAGUACAAGCGUACCCAGCGAGGGGCAGUAGGGGACAGCUCAAAUAUAUAUGCUAUAUUGUGUAUUCUUUUAAAAAAUCUUAUUUCUGUGCAGCUCAAACUCAAAAAGACCUAUAAAUAUUUUCGUUUAUAGACAAAAAAAUUAUGGAUGUGUUAGACGUUUAUCUUCAAUGUAAGCAAAUAAUAAAAAUAUUGCAUGAAGACAUAAAUGUCUCUUUCGACUGUAUCAUCUUUUCGGAAACAUGGUUAAUUCCUGAUAUUACUAUUUUUAAUAUUCCAGGAUAUAUUACUAUUUACAAUGAGGGUAACCUAAAUCAGAAUGAUGGUGUGAUUUGUCAAAUCCAAUGUGUAUCAUUCUUACAUGUAUCAUUCUUACAAAACAAUAAGAUGUAACAACAGCUUCAUUUUGCAGGUGAAACUAAAUUUUGAGAAUACCGUUAUUAUUAUUAAUGCUGAAUCACCAACUAUUGUCGUAAAUAAUUUUAUAGAAGAGUUAAACAUUUUCCUUAACCAAGAAAAUAAUACUUAGGAUUAUAAUUUAUUUAUAGGCGAUAUGAACAUAGACAUAUUAAGUAAUACAGAAAACACACAAAGCUAUCUUGACACAAUGAGUGAAUUUGGUUAUUUAUCUACCCUUCAAAAGAAUUCAAGAACAUGUCUGGAUCAUAUUUUUAUUAAAUCUAAUAAACAAAAUUAUGAAAACAUAUUACCAUUAACUAUAGAAACAAAUAUCACAUCAUUUUACAACUGUAGCACAGAUUAUACUUCCAAACCAUAGUUUCAAUCAAAAUAACAGUUCCACUAAUUUAAUAAAAAUAAUCAAUGAAAAAAAAAAAAAAACUAAAAAAUACAGAACAUCGACUGGAAUUCUUUAUUCGACUGUAAUUACGUAGAAUCUGAAACAAACAAAUUUAUUGACACACUGAAAAAAUGUGUUCAAAUAUCUACAACGAAUACUCUAAUCAAUUCCAUUAAUAAAAAAAAUAAAUUGUUUAUCCAUCCGAUGAAAUCCUCAAACAAAAUUACCAAUGAAACAAAAAAACAUUAAAUAAAUUAUUAAAAAUAUCAAAAAUUGAUUAUUACCGUAAUCAAAUCGAAAACGACAGAAAUUCAAAACCAUUGUGGAACGCUAUAAAUGAAUUUUUAACAAAACCUGAACGUACACCAAUAAAUAUAAUAAGCAAUGAUAAACAUGAAUUAAUUGCUAAUCCUAUUAAAAUAGCAGAAUUGUUUAAUGAAUAUUUUAUAACAGUAGGUAAGAAAUUGGCAGACAAAGUAAAUAGAAAUCUAAACUACAUUGAGACGAAGAAAACAUGCACACAUUCAAUAUUUAUAUGUCCCACCGAUGAAAAAGAAGUUAAGCAGAUCAUAAUGCAAUUAAAAAAUAAUAAAUCUCCGGGCUGGGAUAGUAUAAAAGCGGAAGUAUUGAAGGGAAUUAGUGAUCAUAAUAUUACAAAACCAAUAACAUAUUUAAUUAAUUUAUCACUAGAGAAAUGCCAUUUUCCAUCAGCCUUUAAACUUGCCACAGUAACCCCAAUUUUUAAACAAGGAGAAAAAACAGUUACGGCUAAUUACAGACCGUUUUCAAUAAUUUCCUGCCUGGCCAAAGUAUUCGAAAAAAUCAUACAGAAGAGGUUAAACAAAUUCUUGGAAAAAAACCAGUUAUUAUCUGACUCGCAAGGUACUUACUAAAAAAAUCUAUAAUAGUCUUGAUAAGUCCAUGCCAUCAAUUGGCGUCUUUAUAGAUUUGGCAAAGGCAUUCGACACUAUAGAUCAUUCUAUUUUACUAAAUAUUCUAGAAGACAUGGGUAUAAGAGGUAUUGCACAUAAACUUUUUAAAAGUUAUCUGACUGAUCGAAGUCAAAAAGUAAAAAUAGGUAAUAGUUUAAGUAGCGCAAAAAUCAUUACUUAUGGGGUGCCCCAGGGGAC